Drechmeria coniospora is the source of this 453-nucleotide messenger RNA. RefSeq lists its product as uncharacterized. Lineage: Eukaryota; Fungi; Ascomycota; Sordariomycetes; Hypocreales; Ophiocordycipitaceae. The transcript is spliced from 5 exons. The record is from RefSeq and is a predicted model, not a curated record. Gene Ontology annotation, molecular function: protein heterodimerization activity. Bases 1 to 453 code for a protein of 150 amino acids. Gene Ontology annotation, biological process: chromosome segregation; kinetochore assembly; mitotic cell cycle. Gene Ontology annotation, cellular component: nucleoplasm; kinetochore.
AUGCAUGAUGACGAACAGAGUAGCAACUACUGUGGCUCGCAUCUGAACGGGCUUCUGGAUCUUGUCCGUAUUCAGAGACUUGACUUUCUACCUUUGACAGGCCACGGAAUGCAAUUUCGGUCCCUUUGCAACAUGUCGGAAGUCACACCUGUGAUGGUCAUGACAGGACCUACGCCGCCUGCUGCUGAGCCCUGCUACAUGAAAACGGCUGGCCAAAUGGCACUCGGCAAUAAAGCGUACCCCAGGGCCACGGUCAACAAGAUUGUCAAGGCGCAUUCGAAUCUCAGCGUCAAGAAGAACGCCAGCGUCACGGUCCUGCUCAAUUAUGUCCUGUUCAUGGAAACCCUCGUGAAAGAGGCUGCCAUAGACUCGAAGAAAUCCGGCGAGAAGGUUCUUGCGGCGAGGAGUGUCAAAAGGGUCACCCGAGACGCGCUGGCCAGGUUCAAGGGCUGA